CAGGCUGCUGGUCCACCUUUUGACGACAGCGCAGCGCUUUGGGAAUUAAAGUUUUCAAGCUUUCGCUAUUGCUGCGGCUUGUUCAACACCCCCUUCUUUGAUCUUUGAUCUCGGCCAUCCUCGCUGCUCAUUGUUUGUUUUGGACCUCUGGUUUUGUGUAUUUGCAUGAAAUCUGUGACCGUGGACUGGAAUUGGAAUUGAAUUAAUUGAGCGUCUGUGGUUUUAGGUGCUUGUCGUUGUAUAGAUUUCUAGGGCCACCUCCUCUUCGCGCUAUAUUUUUGGACACACGAGCUGAUCCCGCUCCUAUUCUGGACUGUGCCAAAAAUAUCCCAAUUACCACUGUCUGAUUCCAUUCUAUUAACUCCCUCUUUUAUCUCGACUGUCAAUUGAGUUGGCAUCAUUGCACAAAAAUGGCAAAUUUCAAACUUAUCCUCGUCGUCCUCGCGGUUUUGGGGCUCUUCAAUGUCGUGGCUGCGGAAGUGCUCACCGGCUCGGGGACCUAUGACCUUGAAUACAUUGAACACGAGCUGCAGAAAUGCACGGUUGUUAAAGAGCUGGACAAGCUAAAGGAGAGCAGCCAGUCUACCGAGAUUGGCUUCAUUCAAAAGACGUUCGACGCGUUGUUUCCCUUUGGACCCGGUGCGAACGCGCUUCUUGCGACCGCUUAUAUUUCCGGACCGCCAAAUAUUCUUCUAGCUCUGAUCCCGACCAACAUUGAUCCGUCAUCGUUGUCAGUUCUUGUAUCCUUUGCUGUCGGCGGUUUACUCGGUGACGUGUUUUUCCACCUCAUGCCCGAGACCUUCCUCGGUGAAAGUCACGAUCCAGGCCACGUUAGCCUCGUCCUUGUCGAAGAGCACAAAAACACGCUUCUUGGACUGGCGAUCUUCUUUGGUUUCGGAGCUUUCAUCGUUCUCGACAAGACCAUGCGCAUCUUUGGCGGCGAGGGCGGACACGACCACUCGCACUCGCACUCUCACGAGGUGGAGGAGAAGGAGUCUGCCUCGUCAUCCGCUGUCGAGGACGCACCUGUUCGCAACCUUCGCAGCCGAUCGAAAGCUGAAAAGGAGCCGACCGAGUCAAAAGAAGUAGCCAAGAAGCCCCAGGAAGACGAAAUCAGCACGUCUGUCAAACUCUCUGCUUACCUGAACCUGAUUGCCGAUUUCUCCCACAACAUCACCGACGGCCUCGCCAUCGCCGCCUCGUUCUACAUCUCCCACAGCGUGGGCGCGACCACCACCCUCGCCGUCUUUUUCCACGAAAUUCCGCACGAGGUCGGUGAUUUCGCGCUGCUCAUCCAGGGCGGGUUCUCAAAGUCAAAGGCCAUGGGCGCGCAGUUCGUCACCGCCAUCGGCGCGUUUCUGGGAACAUUCAUCGGAAUCCUCAUUCAGUAUCUGUCCUCUGUCGAGGGAGUCGACCACGACGGCCACGGACAUGGCGAAAGUGAGGGCGGAUUAUUUGGAACUUCCUGCAAAACAGGUGACUUGAUCCUCCCUUUCACCGCAGGUGGAUUCCUCUACAUCGCCACCGUCGGCGUCAUCCCCGAAAUCCUCGAGACCGACUCGCGACUAUCAAGGCUCGGAGAGAUCAAGAAGGGAAUCUAUCAGGCUUUCGCGAUGUUAUUGGGCGCCGGCAUGAUGUUUGUGAUUUCUUGGACGGAGUAACAACGCUCGGUCUUUGAGUCCUCUUAUAAUGUAACGAUCUAGAAAUUUAUCUUUCAUGUGUCUAUAUCCUACUUUUUGUAGGUUUGUUCCUUCUUUCUAUUUUUUAAUGAAAUUCUUUUUUUCUUGGUUUAUAAAUAUAUUACAGAUCAUUUUCUCAGUCGCUUCGUAAAUUGUAGAUUUUCUAGAAAAUAUUUUUGCAGGAAAGUUGCGGGCCAGAAAGACAAUUAUAGCAGU
Messenger RNA from Myxozyma melibiosi, 1895 nucleotides. Its product is annotated as Zinc/iron permease. Gene Ontology annotation, cellular component: membrane. Lineage: Eukaryota; Fungi; Ascomycota; Lipomycetes; Lipomycetales; Lipomycetaceae. The record is from RefSeq and is a predicted model, not a curated record. Gene Ontology annotation, molecular function: zinc ion transmembrane transporter activity. Gene Ontology annotation, biological process: zinc ion transmembrane transport; intracellular zinc ion homeostasis. The transcript has 5 exons. Bases 411 to 1661 code for a protein of 416 amino acids.